GCCAAAUGUCCCACACAGUUUUCGACACUCGGUAGAGAUGAGGCUACACACAUUUGUCCGCUACAUUCUGUUAGUGUGUUGUUUUUGGCUUGCUGUUGUCUUUGUGACGUUUAUUAAUACAUUGGGUAGAUAUGAUGAAGCGCGGGGGAGCCAACAAGACCAGGUGCCCUUGGAGGAAGCUAUGGCACAACUUUUAGCCAGGAACAGGACGUUGUUAAUGCGAGCCGUUGAGUUGGCCGGACUUGGGGAAUUUCAUGAUGACCGUGGGAUUCCACACCAUAAUCACCCUCCGAAUGACCCGAGGAAUGACCCAAAUUCAAGAGGCUAUGGUGGAAAGGGUGUUGUUAUUGACCCACAACACUUAUCUCCCAUGGAAAAGGCUCUCUACGAUAGGGGCUAUCAGGAUCACAACUUCAACGAAUUUGCAAGCGACCUCAUCCCGCUCAGGAGGAGGCUAAUUAAUAUUACAGAACCUGAGUGUCUGGCGAGACAUUACGACUACAGCAAGCUCCCAACUGCGGGUGUUGUCGUCAUAUUUCACAACGAGGCUUGGAGUCCGCUCCUCCGCACAGUGCACAGUAUUCUGGAUAACACUGCACCGGAGCUCUUGACAGAGAUUGUUUUAGUGGACGACGCAUCAGAUAAAGUCCAUCUGGGUCAUCCUUUGUCCGACUACAUCCAGCAGCUGGACAACGUGAGGCUGGUCCGGUACACGGAGAGGGUGGGGCUCAUGACGGCUCGCAACGCCGGCUGUGAUGAGGUGACGGGGGAGGUGUGCGCCUUCCUCGACGCCCACUGCGAAGUACCGGAAAUGUGGCUCGAACCCCUGCUGGACCGGAUUCGUCAAAACGACAAGCUUUUAGCCAUCCCCACCACCGACUCCAUCAGCUCUGAUACGUUCGAGUACUGGAAGAGCAAUCCGAAGAUGAUGUACAAGGGAGGAGUGGACUUGGACCUGUAUUUCUCCUGGAUACCGCUCACCAAGGCAGAGGAGGAGAGGGACAAUGUCUUAGACCCAGUCAGAUCUCCGACGCAUCUCGGGUGUUGUUUUGCUAUGUCAAAGGCAAAUUUUAAUCGUCUCGGAAAAUAUGACCCCGGUCUCAAAAUAUGGGGUUGUGAAAAUCAGGAAUUGUCAUUUAAAACCUGGAUGUGCGGGGGUGAGAUGGAGAUCAUCCCCUGCUCCCACGUGGGGCACAUGUUCCGCAAUAUGCCCCCCUGGUCUUGGGGGAAAGGUGGGGAUACCGACCGUCUACACAAGAACUGUCUCCGUGUCUCCGAAGUCUGGAUGGAUGAAUACAAGACGCUACACCACGAGCGUAUCUACAAUAGACAGUUAGACUUUGGCGACGUGUCCGACCGGAAGGCCUUGAGGAAGAGUCUGCAGUGUCGGUCCUUCGACUGGUAUGUGAAGAACGUCUACCCCGAACUGUACAUCUUCACCGGCGGAUCUGCCAUCGGCCGGAUCUCGAAUAUGGCAGUUCCGGAGCGGUGUGUCCAGACUCCCAUACACCACAUGGACUUCGGCAGACACGUCGCCACCGACAUCUGCAGUCACUACAGCCUCAUACAGCAUUUCACGCUAACCAAAGAAGCAACAAUACGACGUGAUGAUGGUUGUCUGGACUUCGACAACAUGCAGGGCCUCAUCGUGACAUCCUGCACAGAUGCACAAGGGUGGCAAUACACGGCGGAAGACACUUUACUACAUGGGAAGUCUGGUCGCUGUUUGGAGCUUGCACCUGAUGACGUCACAUUGCUUGUAUCCAUUUGUUCUGGGAGCUCACGACAGCGUUGGUCAUGGGAGAGGCGACCAGCGGAGCUUGGCCCCCGUGAGGACGAGGUGCCAAAUCGUGACGAACAGUAGAAUGUGUGUCUUCCGCCAGCGAGUGUUUUCUUCGUGAGUGUAUAGAGAUGCAACGCCACUUUGAUCAGUAUCCCGUUGUUUCACGGCGUGUGUGGAUGAUGUGGAUGGAAAAUCCUGACUUCAUUCGUUAUUGUGUUGGUACCAUCAUCUCUGAUCAGUCUGUCCACAACAAGGUCAUUAAUUUUGUUAAAAGUUUUACUGAAGGACCCGUGAAGAUCCAGGUUAGAAUUGGUCUUCAACCCAUGCUUGAUGUAAGAGGCGACUAACGGGAUCGGGUGGUCAGAC
Molecule: messenger RNA, 2149 nt
Organism: Haliotis rubra (blacklip abalone)
Lineage: Eukaryota; Metazoa; Mollusca; Gastropoda; Lepetellida; Haliotidae
Product: polypeptide N-acetylgalactosaminyltransferase 5-like
Exons: 11
Coding region: 38-1864 (608 amino acids)
Cellular component (GO): Golgi apparatus
Source: RefSeq, a predicted model, not a curated record